AUGAUAAAAUUUUUAACUCCUAAAAUAAAAAUUUUAAAAAAAUUAAAUCUUCCUUUUUUAUUAUAUUUAUCUAGUAAAUAUAAUUAUAAAUUAAAAAUUAAUAAAUAUGUCUAUAAAUCUUAUUUUGAUUUAAAAUUAAAAUUUGUAAGAUAUAUUUGUUAUAAUUAUUGUAUAACAUUUAAACAAUAUUUACAUUAUUUAAAAAAAAUAAAGAGUUAUAAUGAGAAUAAUUUAUAUUUUAAAUUAUUAAAUUUAUUAGAAUCUAGAUUAGAUGUUUUUUUAGUUAAUAUAGGGGUUUUUAAAACUAUAUUACAAUCUAGAUAUUAUAUAAAGUAUAAAUAUGUAUAUUUAAAUAAUGUUUAUUGUAAUUAUUAUAAUAUUAAAUUAAAAGGUAAUGAUAUAAUUUUUUUUAAUAAAAAAAUUAAAUAUAUAAUUUUACAAAAUUUAAUUUAUAGAUAUAAUAUAUAUAUUUAUAUAUCAAAUUUAUAUAAAUAUAAUUUUAUUAAAUCUUCUAGUUUUAAUGAUAAUUUUAUUAUAUGUAUAUAUAAUUUUAAAAUAAAAAUAUUAAAUGAUUUAUAUUUAAAUAAUAUUUUAUAUAUUUAUAAUAAUAUUUAUAAUAUAUAA
This is a messenger RNA of Plasmodium berghei ANKA, 624 nucleotides long. NCBI's taxonomy places the organism in Eukaryota, Apicomplexa, Aconoidasida, Haemosporida, Plasmodiidae. The record is from the annotation of a RefSeq genome assembly.